AGUCAACUCGGAUGUUUUCAUGCUAGAAUUGCCACUUUGACGUGGAUGCAAAUGGACGAGGUGUUUAUGUCCUUCUCUCGGACUUACUCGCAGAGUCAGCACUCAUAUUGCAUCUGACCGCAUGACGACUUGAGAGCGAAGAAGUAUGGUUCCGUCCAUGUAAAUCGGCGAAAAUGCCCCGGAUCCUCUAUAAAAGUAGCUGUGCCACUCGACCUUCGUUCGUCAAGGCACUCCAGUCAAUCAACUGAUUCGGUGCAAUCAAUUUACGCUCUGCCUUUUGGGUUUUCUAAAUAUGAACAAACUAUUGUCCCUUGUUUCGCUGGUGGCUGUCGCCCUGCGUGCAUCAGCACAGCUCAACGAUGUCGCUAAGGGGGCCGGAAAGCUAUAUCUCGGCUCCGCAACAGACAACCCGGAGUUGACGGACACCGCUUACGUUGCAAUCCUUAGCAAUAACUCGGAAUUUGGGCAGAUCACCCCAGGAAAUAGCAUGAAAUGGGAUGCAACGGAGCCCGAACAGGGACAGUUCGACUUCACUGGAGGUCAGCAAAUUGUUGACCUUGCGCAAGGAAAUGAUCAGAUCAUCCGCGGUCACAAUUGUGUGUGGUACAAUCAGCUACCGAGCUGGGUGUCGUCCGGAAAUUUCAACGCCACUGAGUUGACAUCGAUCGUUCAAACGCACUGCGGCACGAUCGUGGGCCACUGGGCUGGACAAAUGUAUGCUUGGGACGUAAUCAACGAGCCUUUCAACGACGAUGGCACGUGGCGCAGCGAUGUCUUCUACAACGUCCUCGGUACAGAUUUCGUUCCGACUGCGCUCAAUGCCGCACGGCAGGCUGAUCCGCAAACAAAACUGUACAUCAAUGACUACAAUAUAGAAGGAGAAGGCGCUAAGGCCACUGCCAUGAUCAACCUGGUUACACAAUUGAAAAGCGAUGGUGUUCCAGUCGACGGAAUCGGACUUCAAUGCCACUUCAUCGUUGGUGAGGUUCCGACGACCUUCCAGGCUAAUAUGGAGGCUAUGACUGCGCUCGGAGUUGAGGUCGCGAUCACGGAGCUCGACAUCCGUAUGACUCUGCCUUCCACGGAUCAGUUGUUACAGCAGCAGGCUACGGAUUAUCAGAAUGUCAUCGCCGCAUGCAACGCCGUUGAAGGCUGUGUUGGUGUGACUAUUUGGGACUACACUGACAAGUACUCUUGGGUUCCGUCGACCUUUCCGGGACAAGGUGCGGCAUGCCCGUGGGACGAGAACCUGGAGAAGAAGCCUGCCUAUGACGGCAUUAUUGCUGGAUUCUGAAUGAUGGAUCUUAUUUUAUAUUAUAUAUUUG
Molecule: messenger RNA, 1325 nt
Organism: Fomitiporia mediterranea MF3/22
Lineage: Eukaryota; Fungi; Basidiomycota; Agaricomycetes; Hymenochaetales; Hymenochaetaceae
Product: endo-1,4-beta xylanase
Exons: 10
Coding region: 293-1294 (333 amino acids)
Biological process (GO): carbohydrate metabolic process
Molecular function (GO): hydrolase activity, hydrolyzing O-glycosyl compounds
Source: RefSeq, a predicted model, not a curated record